Messenger RNA from Exophiala viscosa, 1635 nucleotides. RefSeq names its product POT family-domain-containing protein. The record is from RefSeq and is a predicted model, not a curated record. Lineage: Eukaryota; Fungi; Ascomycota; Eurotiomycetes; Chaetothyriales; Herpotrichiellaceae. The transcript has 9 exons. Bases 1 to 1635 code for a protein of 544 amino acids. Gene Ontology annotation, biological process: transmembrane transport. Gene Ontology annotation, cellular component: plasma membrane; fungal-type vacuole. Gene Ontology annotation, molecular function: tripeptide transmembrane transporter activity.
AUGGGUGCCGAAGUCCAUACUUCGCACAUCACACCAGCCGACGCAGAAGCUCAGCAGCAUGGCAAGCUCCGUCGGGUACCAGGCCCCAUAUCAUGGAUCCUCAUCCUGAUAUGUGUAAUGGAGUUUGGCGAACGAUUUGUCUAUCAUGGAAUUUCUGGACCUUUCCAGAAUUACAUCCAACAUCCUUACCAACCUGGAUCUCGGAUUCCGGGAGCUCUUGGCAAGGGACAGGCGGUCGGUGUCUCAUUGGGCGACUUCUUCAAAUUUUGGUCAUACCUCUGCGUGGCAUUUGGGGGCAUUACUGCCGACCAAUACCUUGGCAAAUACAAAACCAUUCUCGCAUCAUCUCCCAUUUAUAUAGCCGGCUUGGCCCUGCUUGUGGCCACCGCUACGCCUGUGGCGAUCAAGGCUGGAGCGUCAAUGGGCGGCCUCAUUGCCGCCAUGAUCCUGAUUGGCAUCGGGACCGGGGGCCUCAAGGCUUGCAUCGCUCCAAUGGCCGGUGAACAGAACACGGGACAGGGACAACAUGUCGAAACCCUCAAUACUGGUGAGACUGUCUUGGUAGACCACGACCUGACAACUGCGAGGAUCAUGAUGUGGUACUACUGGGCCGCAAACAUUGGUGCUCUAUCCUCACUGUUGACUGUGGAGCUUGAGAAGAACUACUCGUUCUGGCUAGCAUAUCUUGUGCCACUACUAAAAAGACUCCUCUUGGUCGUGUUGGCUGUUUUCGUUGCCUUCAGCCACAAAAUCAACAAGAUACGGCCGCAAGGCUCUCCUAUUUUAGAUGCCUCGAGAACCUUGGCGAUUGGACUCAAGGAAGGAUCCCUCGAAAAGGCAAAACCAUCGCACAAUACACUGACUGAUACUUACGUUGAACAGGUCAAGGAUGGCCUCCUGGCAUGCAAGUACUUUUUGUUGUUCCCGUUCUACUUCAUUUGCUGGACGCAGAUCUUCAACAACCUGAUCUCGCAAGCAGGAGACAUGAAGAUGGGGGACACCCCCAACGACUUGAUGCAAAGCCUGGAAAACCUCUUCCAGCUCUGCUUCAUUCCUAUCCUGGAUUUGCUCGUGUAUCCCGCCUUUCGCAAAGCAGGCAUCACUUUCAAUCCUAUCUUGCGCAUCUUUGUCGGCUUCAUGUGUGCUGCACUCGGAAUGACGUACGCCUGUGUGCUGCAAUACUUCAUCUACCACCGGCCCGCGAACAGUAUCCCUGUAUGGAUUCAAGCCCCUGCAUAUGUCUUUGGAGCGCUCUCAGAGAUCUUUGUUAUUGUGACCGGUCUUGAAGUGGCAUUCCUGAAAGCACCCGAGAAUCUACGUGCGUUCGUGUCGUCCAUCUUCUGGAUAACACUUGCUGUCGGAGCCGCCAUUGGCAUUGCGUUGGCUCCUGUUUCACAAGAUCCCUAUAUGGUGUGGACAUAUGCGGGACUGGCUAUCGGAGUGUUCCUGGCCGGUUGUGUUUUCUUCGUCUGCUUCCGACACUCAAUUGCUGGCGAAGUUCCAUUGACUGUGGGCUUCGAGGUUGCGGAACAGCCUGUUUUCGACGGCCCUGUGUCUUCUCGAGAGGGGUCGGCUUACUCAGAUCAUACCCUCGUCGAUACAAUUCGAUCCAUUCUGCCGGAUGACGUAUUCUAA